AUGCCCCCAACCAUCCACAACUUCGACAUCCACCAAGCCCGCCACGACUUCGCAACCCUCAACCCAGACUGGCGCGCCAACAUCCAAGAAGCCUUCGCCCUCAUCGACACCCAAAACGCCGGCUCCCUCUCCGCCCGCGAGUGGCCCUUCGCCCUGCAAGCCCUCGGCUUCACCCUCCCCAAGCCCGAGACCUACACCCUCCUCUGCGCCCACGGCGUGCCCCCCGAAGACUUCGACCCGCACGGCGCCGGCCCCUCCGCCCCGCCGCAGCAGUGCCCGCCCGUCCGCCUGCGCAUCACCCGCGACGUGUUCGAGGCCAUCGCCGCCUGGCUCAUCGCCCGCCGCGACCCGGCAGAGGAGGCCGACGCCGCCUGGCGCCUCUUCGACCCCCGCAACACCGGCCGCAUCACCGUCGACGGCCUCCGCGCCGUGUGCCAGGAGGUCAACAGCCCCAUGUCCGAGCCGGAACUGAAGCGCAUGGUUGAGGCUCUCGACCUGACCGGGAAGGGGUGGGUCAGUAAGGACGAGUUUAUGGAUAUGGCACGCGGUGCCGUGAGGGACCGGAGGACGUGA
Sodiomyces alkalinus F11 is the source of this 573-nucleotide messenger RNA. Its product is annotated as centrin-3. The coding region runs from base 1 to 573 and encodes 190 amino acids. Gene Ontology annotation, biological process: spindle pole body duplication. NCBI's taxonomy places the organism in Eukaryota, Fungi, Ascomycota, Sordariomycetes, Glomerellales, Plectosphaerellaceae. The transcript has a single exon. The record is from RefSeq and is a predicted model, not a curated record. Gene Ontology annotation, molecular function: calcium ion binding; microtubule binding. Gene Ontology annotation, cellular component: microtubule organizing center.